This is a messenger RNA of Phaeodactylum tricornutum CCAP 1055/1, 1812 nucleotides long. RefSeq lists its product with no specific name. The transcript has 2 exons. Bases 1 to 1812 code for a protein of 603 amino acids. The record is from RefSeq and is a predicted model, not a curated record. Lineage: Eukaryota; Bacillariophyta; Bacillariophyceae; Surirellales; Neidiaceae.
AUGGACUUAUCCAACAAAUCUUUCCACGAUAUUUUUCUGCAAGUCAUGGUAGGGCACCCUGACGACGAUAUACAUAGGGACGCCCACAUGCAGGAUACACGGCGUUCCUCCCACCCCAACGAUACCUCACCGCUCCCAUCCGACGUCGUGAUCGGAUGGCGUUCGCUGUGUGGUUCCGUCCUGCCGGAGAAUAUCCGUGCCCACGCGGAAGCCUAUUCUGCAACGGCCGUAUCACCACACCAUUCCAAUACUCGUCGAACGACCCAGGCUACCGCCAAUUCUGUGACUAUUAGCAACCGCACAUUCCCGCUCGAUUCGAAACAAUUGUCUGAUCCUAGUAACGUGCCUGCCUCCAACCACAACGAAAACAGCUAUCUAUACGAGCGUCAUAGUCCUGUGCCACUUGUGAGCCCAUUUCUACCCGAUAUGACGGACUGGGACAAUUCUAUGCAGCUUGGUUUACAACCAAUAUUUACGGAUCACGAUUCAACAUUUGCCUCUGCUUUCGGCAAAACGUACGUAUCUCCCGAAACCUUGCCGGUUCCUGCUCUCCCGGCGCCUCCCCCCGCUUUCGAUCGGGCGCACUCCUUGGCCUUUUCGGUUUCCAGCGACUGUACGAGCCAAUCUGCUCUCUUUUUUCAUCCUAUAUCUAAUCCCACACACGAUCCACCCGUUUCACCACUCAAACCAUGUUUCUUGGAUACACCAGAGCAGCCCGUGGUGCCAGACAUCGUCCACAACUUGCCAAUCGAACCCCGUCCCACCAAGAAGCUACGCACAACGGAAACGAUCAAUAAUGAUGAUCUGUGGCCUCGCGCGUUGUGGCCACAACCUACACCGCAGCUAGCGAUCAACACAACGUGUGCGCCACUCGCCCCACCACCGGCCCAGCACGACUCCCAACCAGUCGUAUUGCUCCCCAUGCCAAUUGUUUGGCCCAAAACACCAACAGCCUUGAACACAAACCUGACUUUCGACACGUCGUGGCUCUCCGCCGCUCAAGUGGCCACCAAGAAAAGUGACCCCGUCGUGAAAAGGAAUAAGGACAGCGAACAGAUUUCCGCCAGCACACUUGUCGCCUCGCGACCUAGCGUGGUCGAUCCACGAUUGGCUACGUUCUUGGAACGCUUUGACAACGCCGAAUGGCGAUUGCAAGCCCUGCAGGCCGAAAAUGCCGAACUCCAAGCCAAAGUGCAGGAAGCCGAACGGCAAAAACGCGCCAUGCAACAGUUGGCCAGACGCCAUUUGUUCCAAAGUGUUGUGAAUGUGGCAGGAGUAGCGAUCGUAGGGAAGCGUCCCAAAAAUAUGGCGUGGGUGACUUUGCGAGCUCGUCGACAUGCUGGGACGAUGUUGCACCACCACUGCAACAGUAGCCGAUUCCUCUGUACCGAUCGUGUUGUAAUAGAGGAAAGGACAAUGACUCUGAAUCCAAGGAAUCGUCCGAACCGUCACACGUUCCUUUGCGAAUACAUAUCUGAUGUGGAUGCGUGCGGUCGUCGUCGCUGGAACCGGACAAAUUCACGGUCCAUACGGGCCGUCGCGAAGUCCAGACGCACUGUGUGUGCGACUGCUGUCGUUGCUCCUCUCCUUCGGAUACGUGAGCGGGAUCUCGCACAUUCUCUCCUUUCGAAAGGAUUCCUAUCCCGGGCAGUCUCCAGGCGCAUACCCCACGAGCUAGACACAAUUCGUCCAGCGAUGGUAAUGUUGGCAAGCCUUCCGCACGGCAUGGGUACAACAUGGAGUCAAGGAAAGGUUGUUGAAGUUGUUCUAAAACACCGAUCCUGUGUUUGCGUCGAGAGUUGGAGAGCUUGA